ACUUUUUAGACAGACUGUAAGUAUUUCCCGUUAAAUAAAAGAUGUCCAGAGAAGGAUUCAGAGGACAGUUUCUUUACAACCUACCCGCCUCAGAUCUGGUGGACUUCUGCCAGGUGAUGGACGGACUGUCAGACCAGGACUGGACCCGUUUCGCCUCAGAAGUCCUCACAGAUCAGACGACCCUGCGAUUGGCCGAGAGGAAGGACAGGCGGACCGACUGGGUGAUGCACCAAUGGGGGAUGAGGAACGGUCGUGUCGGGGAGCUGCUCGACCUGUUGGAGUGUCUCCAGCUGCUCCGACCCCGAGACAUCAUCCUGGGCUGCGUGUCCAGGAUGAAGUAUACCCUUCCUCCUCCUCCUCCUCCUCCUCUUCGUGCUCCCUCUCCUCCUCUUCCUCCUGCUCCUGUUCGCCCGUCUCCUUCUUACUCUCCUUCUCAGUUCGACCCUCCUCCCAAAGCAUCUGAGGCCCCGACUAUCUGCGAAGGCUGCUGGACAGAUGAUGGAGGCGGAGGAGGAGGAGGAGGAGGAGGAGGAGGAAGAGGAGAACUACUACCACCACUACAACUACCCAGACCUGCCCCGCCCCCCUCCAGUCUGCAUACUCGUCCCCAGAUAAGAAAACCUCCCCCAGCGGAUACGGCAGCGGCGGCAGCGUGCAGCGGCCUGGCGAUGUGCUGGGUGUACGAAGAGGUGUUCGCUGGGACGGAGGGGUUCUCUCCCGCCCGCCUGGUGGGGGAGGGGGGGUUCGGAUGCGUGUACAAAGCGACCCUGAAGAACACAGAGUGCGCCGUCAAGAGACUCAAACAGGACGGCCCGUUGGACUUGAGUCUGCUGAAGGAGAGUUUCCAGACUGAACUGGAGAAACUCUCAAAGUUCAGACAUCCGAACAUCGUAGAACUUCUGGGUUACAGUGAAGGAGGAGGAUCAGUGUGUCUGAUCUACAACUACAUGGACAACAAAUCACUGGAGCACCAACUACAAAAUAAGUAUGGCACCCUCUCCUGGUUUCAGAGGGUCAGUAUUGUUCAUGGAGUAUCAAGAGCUCUGCAGUUCCUCCACUCGCCUCCCGACGCUCACAAACCUCUCAUCCACGGAGACGUCAAGAGUUCGAACAUCUUGCUGGACAGCCACAUGGAGGCAAAGCUGGCGGACUUCGGCCUGGCUCGGUUCGUGUCUCGCCGCCCGUCGGGACGCACAGGGUCGCACACGAUGACGUUCGGCAAGACGGAAACGGUGAGGGGAACUGUGGCGUACCUGCCGGAUGAAUACACGAGGCGCGGAGAGCUGGGGACCGCCGUGGACGUCUACAGCUUCGGAGUGGUGCUGUUGGAGGUCCUGACCGGUCGUCGAGCUCUGGAGAUAGACCCAAAGCUAAGAGAGGUUUACCUGAAGUGUCUGGUGGACGAGGUUCAGGAGAGUCCGAACGGUUCGUCUCCAGCAGAGUGGAGGAAACAGCUGGACCGCCGGCUGAUGGCAGCAGAGAGCGACGUAGAGCCCGUUGGCAGCAUGGAGAUGGUUGCUCUGGCCUGCUGGUGUCUGAACUACAGGAAGAAGAGUCGACCGUCAAUGAAUGAGGUGUAUGAAAAACUUCGGGACAUCCACAACAUGGUGAAGAAGACCAACUCUUGCCCGUUACCGCGGCCCCGCCCUCACCAUGACCUCGACUCCCAGUCCUACUCCAGACAGCCGCGCUCCCUGGACUCCUGUGUGGGAGCUCUGUCCCAGCAGAUGUCCAGACUGGGACCACUGGAAGAUUCCUCCCAGCAUCCCAAAACCUUCUCCGGCAGCCUCACCCCUCCUCACCCGCUCCACUCCUCCUCCUCUCUGCCUCUCACCACUUCCUGCUCCAUCGUUGGCCCGUGUGAAACCGAUGAGAGUCGAGGUUUCUCCCAGUACAUGCGCUCCGAGUACUCCCAGUUUAGAUCCAAUGGCACCAGCUGCACCAGAGACCAGUAUCAAAUUCCUUCUGGGCCCUCGGUGUCCCGGCUCAGUCACCCUUCUGUUCCCACUGAGGACCAGUACAACUUCCCCUCCCAGAUCAGCAGCAUCAGUGACAGGACGGGAGCCGGGGCCGCUACAGGGGCCGCCGGCCGUCCUCCGCAGGGCAUCGCAGCAGACAGAGGACAGACCACAGCGGGGCUCUACGGGGCCGAGUUCCUCUCUCCUGCCGGGUCUCUGCAGUCAACGUCCCCGAGGCCCUCAGAAAUCGUUGUGAAUCCCACGAAGCAGCGAUUCCUGGAGAAGAAAAUGCUUUAUGAGGAGGGAAGGAUUCAGACUCCUGAGCUGCUGUCCUCCGACGAUCUCUACGGAGACGGGAGCUCAGAGGAUUUCAGAGGACCGGAAGAGAGCGACGAGCUGGAUUACCUUCCUUCUAGACACCACUGACGGACUGGUUUCUACCGACUGGUUUGACUGUACGACAUGAACCAGUCUGCACGGAUCUGAGUCGUACGAGGGAAACUUUCCAACAGGACCAACAAUGACCAAGCUGUUAACUCUUUACCACUUUUCAUCACCAUAUUUGCAGAGUAGUCUCCCGGAUGUCGACAUACUGCGGACGCUGCAGCCACACACUGUGUCAUAGAUUUCAGCCAGUUUGUUGAAUGUUUUCUGCUUUGAUGUUCACUUCUUCUUAAAAACUCCUCGCCGCACUGAUGAACGAACCACGAGAGAAGAACCACAG
Scomber japonicus (chub mackerel) is the source of this 2682-nucleotide messenger RNA. It is a transcript of the gene irak1, whose product is annotated as interleukin-1 receptor-associated kinase 1. The transcript has 15 exons. Gene Ontology annotation, cellular component: plasma membrane. The record is from RefSeq and is a predicted model, not a curated record. Gene Ontology annotation, biological process: protein phosphorylation. Gene Ontology annotation, molecular function: protein kinase activity; ATP binding. NCBI's taxonomy places the organism in Eukaryota, Metazoa, Chordata, Actinopteri, Scombriformes, Scombridae. The coding region runs from base 42 to 2384 and encodes 780 amino acids.